Molecule: messenger RNA, 1038 nt
Organism: Trichoderma harzianum CBS 226.95
Lineage: Eukaryota; Fungi; Ascomycota; Sordariomycetes; Hypocreales; Hypocreaceae
Exons: 2
Coding region: 1-1038 (345 amino acids)
Biological process (GO): retrograde transport, endosome to Golgi; intracellular protein transport
Cellular component (GO): endosome; retromer complex
Source: RefSeq, a predicted model, not a curated record
AUGUCCAUCUUCUUCUCAACCCCCGUCGACAUCGACAUCGUCCUCGACGAUCCAGAUGACCGCACCAUGGUCGACGUCAAGCUCGACAAGAACCGCCGCGAAAAGGCGCCCCUGUACAUGGACGGCGAGUCCGUCAAGGGCGCCGUCACGGUGCGGCCCAAGGACGGCAAACGCCUCGAGCACACGGGCAUCAAGGUCCAGUUCAUCGGCACGAUAGAAAUGUUCUUUGACCGCGGCAACCACUACGAGUUCCUCUCGCUCAACCAGGAGCUCGCCGCGCCGGGGGAGCUGCAGCACCCGCAGACGUUCGACUUCAACUUCAAAAACGUCGAGAAGCAGUACGAGUCGUACAACGGCAUCAACGUCAAGCUGCGCUACUUUGUCCGCGUCACCGUCUCGCGCCGCAUGGCCGACGUGAUCCGCGAAAAGGACAUUUGGGUCUACAGCUACCGCAUCCCCCCGGAGAUGAACAGCAGCAUCAAGAUGGACGUCGGCAUCGAGGACUGCCUCCACAUCGAGUUCGAGUAUAGCAAGAGCAAGUACCACCUUAAGGACGUAAUCGUCGGCCGCAUCUACUUUUUACUCGUACGCCUCAAGAUCAAGCACAUGGAGCUGUCCAUCAUCAGGAGAGAGACGACGGGCGCCGCGCCCAACCAGUACAACGAGAGCGAGACGCUGGUGCGCUUUGAGAUUAUGGACGGCUCCCCUUCAAGAGGCGAGACCAUUCCCAUCCGACUCUUCCUCGGCGGCUUUGACCUGACGCCCACCUUCCGUGAUGUGAAUAAGAAGUUCUCUACGCGGUAUUAUCUCAGUCUCGUUCUCAUUGACGAAGGCAAGUCUACACAGAAGCCACUCACCCCCUAUCCCCAUAUAUAUCGUACUAAUAUUCCCUUUCUCUGCAAUCUAGACGCCCGACGAUACUUUAAGCAGUCGGAAAUCAUCCUCUACCGCCAAGCUCCCGACGCCGCUCCCGCCAUAGCAGGAAUCCAGAGCGUACCUCCUCCCUCUGAAAACAAAAUCGCCGCUGUCCAGGCAUGA